Paraglomus brasilianum is the source of this 614-nucleotide messenger RNA. The record is from the annotation of a GenBank genome assembly. Lineage: Eukaryota; Fungi; Glomeromycota; Glomeromycetes; Paraglomerales; Paraglomeraceae.
GCACUAUUCAUGAAAAGCUUAACGAAGAUCAUAUUUCAUACAUCUUAAUACAAGUUAAAAAUUGGACUAUGGAUAAUAAUGGCGAUAACUAUUUACUCUCUGCAACAGCUUUGCUGUCACCAGCAUACAUAGGUGUUGAGAAACUUCCACAUAUGCCAUUUUUGUCAUUGUACUUGCAGUUAGGUGCAACAACAGAAUUUGUUGACGUUCAGCUUGCUAAGGUUAAGGCACGCCAAACACGUCAAAUUAACUUGUGCAAACGUAAAAUCGAAGAAGUGCUGGAAGAUUACCAAGUAGAUGAUGAUACAACACGAGAUGAAUUUAUCAAGAAGAUUAGAAUUGAUGGCAGUAAGGACGUCUCAGAUGCUGAAAUCACGGCGUUCCGAGAAAGUUUUCAGGUACCACUUGCAUUAUUUGGAUUAUCUUCAAACAUGUAUGGUUGUUUAGAACAGUUUAUGCCGGUCUCUGCAACCUCAUCUUCGACCACCACUAAGGAUCUCACAGGUAACUUUAAGCAACUGUUGACUGCUUGGGUUGAUCCCACAAUGGGCGAACAUCCAGAAAAAAUAAAGAUAAUUAAACGCAUGGUACCAUUGGUAUACGAGACGGAGUAA